AUGUACUACAAAUUCAGCGGUAUCACGCAAAAGCUGGCGGGUUCAUCUCCGUCGACGGCUUACGCCCCACAGGGUUUGAAGCCAGUCAUUCCGGCCGAAUCAUCCUCAAUGAUCUUUGCCACACCUACCAAAGUGGUGUCAGAAGCGAAGCCUGUUGUGGAGUACUUGGGGACCAAUAAGGUGCCUGACCUCCAGAGGAUAUUCCAGAAACCUGAUGGCAUCCCCAUUCACCUGAAGCGCGGCUACCCCGACCGGCUGCUUUACCGCACCACCAUGGCCCUGACCAUAGGGGGCGCGCUCUACUGCCUGGUGGCCCUCUACAUGGCAGCCCAGCCUAGAAACAAGUGA
Nerophis lumbriciformis (worm pipefish) is the source of this 348-nucleotide messenger RNA. Lineage: Eukaryota; Metazoa; Chordata; Actinopteri; Syngnathiformes; Syngnathidae. The record is from RefSeq and is a predicted model, not a curated record.